GGUUCGGGAUGUCGAAGACGCUGAAGAAGAAGAAGCACUGGCUCAGCAAGGUGCAGGAGUGCGCCGUGUCCUGGGCCGGGCCCCCGGGCGACUUCGGCGCGGAGAUCCGCGGUGGCGCGGAGCGUGGCGAGUUCCCCUACCUGGGGCGGCUCCGCGAGGAGCCCGGCGGGGGCACCUGCUGCGUCGUCUCGGGCAAGGUGCCCAGCCCAGGCGAUGUGCUGCUGGAGGUAAACGGGACGCCCGUCAGCGGGCUCACCAACCGGGACACCCUGGCUGUCAUCCGCCACUUCCGCGAGCCCAUCCGUCUCAAGACUGUGAAACCAGUUCAAAGCUGGAGACUGGAUACUGACAUGUUCUUGACCUUGUGUACAAGCUGAAAGCUGCUGAAAGCUACAGGCCAAUGGGGCUCUGCUUUACUUCUGCCUUCCAUAUCUUGUGUCCUGCAUCUUAAUGGCGGAAUCAGAUUUGCAUCCAGAAUACUAGCUAUAAAGGAGUCUGGAAAAGACAGUUUUUAGUUUUCCAACUUCUGCAUUUCAGGAAGGCAUACUACAAGGAGGAAGUCGCUGAGUGAUAGCUGAUCCUUUCCCAGGCAGUCAUCUUCUUAAACAUAGUAUAUUAAUUACAAUUUAGCCCAUUCUUGAUGACUCAUUGUCAUUUCUGUGAGCUUCUCUUUUCAUAAUGGCCUGUAGUUGGAAUAAUCAUAGGGCCAAGGGAUUUUAACAUCUGUAGUAACUUUUUGUCCUAGGUUAGCUUGUAUCUCUCCCACCUCCCAUAACUGCUGCUGAGACAUCUAUGUUUGAUAUCAUUUGAUGUCAACCUCCCCUGCAAGCCACAGGCGGGGGGAGCACCUCACCCAAAGCAGCCAGUUUAUUGGCUGGUCAGCAACCUGUGAUUUCUGUAGCUUAAAAAGAUGAGUGGGGCUUAUUGUCUUUUGAACUAAGACAAAAAGGAAAGAAUUUCCAAUUAAGGGUGGGAGCUUCAGCUGAGAGGUUUUGAAGUGAGUUGGCUGUAUUCUUUUGCAAGACCAAUUGUUAAAUUUUCAAGAAUUUUGUGAGUUGUCAAACAGCCAUUUUUAAGAAUUAAGUUGCAUAAUAAUUUAAUAAAAACAAAGAUAAUAAAUACUCAAAACAAAUUAUUUCCUAAUUAUUUGCCCACAUUUUACAAUUAUCUAUGCUUUUGAAUUUCUUUAUAUCUACUAUAUCUGUAUGGUAGAAACACUGUAUAGUGGUUUGCUACUGUGCAUAUCUUCCCAGCUCCCUUUUCACUGUUAUCACAGUUGACUAUGGUGGUAGUUGUUGGCAUUUCCUGAACAUAUCACACUGAUUGUGGGGGCGGGGAGGGAGAAUCAAAGUUGGAGAGGCCAUGAGAAACCAUGUACAAACUAAAAUUAUGGGAGAAGAAACUAUGAGUGAAACGAUGAGAAAAACCUAAUGCAUGAUGUAGAACUGAGUGGUGUUAAUAGCAGAGCACUGGAGGGAAGGGCCACAAAACUCUUCACCCCAAGGUCUAGAAUCAUUCUAGAAUCAUCCUACAAGCCUAGUUUUCAUGAGAUUCAGCCCAUUUUAUUUCUUGCUCUUGGAAUUAUAUGAAAUUACGAAUUUCUGUGUGUUGCCAGCUUUAAUAGAAUACCCUGGAAUUUUAUUUACUUUUAAUUUUGUUUAUUUAUUUAUGCUUAUGUGCCAUCUUCUCAUGAAAAAGAGGCAGUAUGUUAAAAGUUUGAGUUCAGAUUUUCUGGUGUAGAUAAAUAAGCUAAAGAAGGCGGGGAGAAGUGUGAUAUAUGAGAAUUUCCAGAGCAGGGUAUUCGUAACUUGUAAGUAUUUAGUCCAAGUUCCCUCUCCCAACACAUUUUACACUAGAAUAAGAUUGAAAGGCCAGAUGUGGUGGCUCACGCCUGAAAUCACUUUGGGAGGCCAAGGCAAGUGGAUUGCUUGAGUCCAGGAGUUCAAGACCAGCCUGGGCUACAUGGCAGAACCCCAUCUCUACAAAAAAAUACAAUAAAAGGUAACUGGGCAUGGUGGUGUGUGCCUGUAUUCCCAGCUACUUGGGAGGCUAAAGUGGGAGGAUCACUUGAACCCAGGCAGGUCGAGGCUGCAGUGAGCCAUGCUUGUACCUGCAUACUGCCUGGGCAACAGAGUGAAACUGUCUCAAAAAAAAAAAAAAAAAAAAAGACUGAAGGCUGUCUUGAGGAAUGCCACUUAUAAAUACAUUUUUAAAAAUUCAGUAAUAUUUUUCAUGUAUAAACAUUGUGGAGACUAUUGUAGUUGCUUGUACAAUACUGGGGCAUUGGUGAUAUCUGUCUCUUUACUAUUGUAGCUCCUGCCUACGCCUUUAGUACUGCUAAGGUGCAGACUGUAGAUCUGGACUGUCUGUGUCUGUGGCUCACAACCUCAACUUCUCUGCUGCCUUUGAUUUGCUCCCUCUGCAGUUUUGUUUUCUCUGUACUCCGAUUGCUUCUCCCAUGCUUCUCUGCUUUCCAAAGAAAAAACUGACCUUGUGUAGAUCCUGUCAGCUGAUUGCAGUGCUCUUAACUUCUCCAUUGUGAGUUGUUCAGUCUGAGGGGUUAGGUAUAAACCCAGAGUGGUGUUCUCUUUUCUGUUGUGUUUGGUUUUGCUUACAUAUUCAGGAGCUGCUCUUUACCCCCAGAACAUCGGUAUAUAUGUUUUUUUCUGUUUCUAGAUUUAAAAAUAUUCCAGAAGCCUGGCCUCAAGAUAGAUAAUAUUUUACUUUUAAUUUGGUGCCCUUGUUUUAGAGAUUUGAACUGGAUUGCAUUUAGUAAACCAAACCCCAUCUUUAAAAAAUCAUCUUAAAAAAAAAUAGUGGACCGGACAUGAUGGCUCACAUCUGUAAAUCCCAGCACUUUGGGAGACUGAGGUGGGAGGAUUGCUUGAGCCCAGGAGUUUGAGACCAGCCUGGGCAACACAGUGAGACCUUUUGUCUACAGAAAAAAAAAAAAAAAAAAUUAGCCAGGUGUGGUGGCACGUGCCUGUAGUUCCAGCUACUCAGGAGGCUAAGAUAGGAGGAUCACAUGAGCCCAGGAGUUGGAGGCUGCAGUAAAUUAUGAUCGUGCUACUGUACUCCAGCCUGGAUGACAGAGCAAGACCCUAUCUCUAAGAAAAAAAAAAAAGGAAAAAAAAACUGGUUCAAAUUGGAUUUUUCUAUUCUUUCAUAAGAUGAUAAAUGAAAAAAAAAGAAAAUAGAUUUUUGAAAAGCAAAUAAUCUCUUGGAAUUUGUUAUUAAAGUAUAAAAAAUUAUCUAAUUGAGGCAUGUUAAUCCAAUAUUAAAGUAUUAAAGGCUGAGUGUGGUGGCACAGGCUUAUAGUCCCAGCUACUCAUGAGAUUUGAGACCAGGUGAACUGCCUGAGUUCAAGACCAGCCUGAGCAACAUAGUGAGACCCUGUCUCUAAAAACAGGUAAAUAAAAAAAAAAAUUUCCUCUGAUUACAGGAGAUAGGUAGAAAAAAUGUGUUACAGUGCAGAUGAGAAUUUCCUUAGCACUUUUAAUGUGAAGUUUAUUUAGAUUGGGUGGCCAGGGAAAGCAUCCCUGAGGGGGGGACAUGUCCAUUGUGAGUUGAAUGACUGGGAGGAAGGCAUCUGCCCUCUGAAAAUUUUUUACUCAGAGAGAAUUGUAAAACACAAAUAUGAGAACCUGGUUCGAUAUAGGAAUAGAAAGGCUGAUAUGGCUGGCACCAACUAAAUGAGGGGUGAAAGUGAGAGGGAUCAGAUUGAAGAAGUAGACAGGGACCAGUGGGGGUCUGUUAGCCACAGUAAGGGGUUUGGAUUUUAUUUAUUCUUAAUGCCACUGGAAAGUAUAAAGUUGGAGAAUGAUUGGUAUGUAUGUCAAAAAGUCAUUGUUUGUGAUGUGGAAGGAGGGCAAGAGUGGAAGAAGGGAAACCCUUUAGUUUGGAUGAAAAUAAAUGAUGGCUUGGACUUAUAAGAAUAGUGGCAGUGAAAUGAAGUGGAUAGAUUUGAGAUAUGUUUUUAAAGAGGAACUAAAUAAGACUUAACUGAUUGAUUGCAGGUAAGGAAGGGAGAGGACUUCAAGAGAACCUCUAGGUUUUUGCUUUGAGUAACUGGUGGUGGUACUAUUUCCAGGAAUAGGAAAGACAGGAGGUUGGGUGGAGUGAUCAGAUUUUUUGUGUGAAGGAGAUAUAUCUACCACCAAGAUUAUUUUCUUAACUUUUUACUGUACUUGCUUUAUUAUACAUUAACCUAUUCCUCCA
This is a messenger RNA of Gorilla gorilla gorilla (western lowland gorilla), 4218 nucleotides long. RefSeq names its product membrane-associated guanylate kinase, WW and PDZ domain-containing protein 3-like. Bases 9 to 377 code for a protein of 122 amino acids. Gene Ontology annotation, cellular component: cytoplasm; cell-cell junction. NCBI's taxonomy places the organism in Eukaryota, Metazoa, Chordata, Mammalia, Primates, Hominidae. The record is from RefSeq and is a predicted model, not a curated record. Gene Ontology annotation, molecular function: protein binding. The transcript has 2 exons. Gene Ontology annotation, biological process: signal transduction.